This is a messenger RNA of Micromonas pusilla CCMP1545, 870 nucleotides long. RefSeq names its product lysine decarboxylase. The transcript has a single exon. The record is from RefSeq and is a predicted model, not a curated record. Gene Ontology annotation, cellular component: cytosol. The coding region runs from base 1 to 870 and encodes 289 amino acids. Lineage: Eukaryota; Viridiplantae; Chlorophyta; Mamiellophyceae; Mamiellales; Mamiellaceae.
AUGCGGUCGCUGACGACGCCGUCGUCGCUUCGGUUUAUCGCGACCGCGACGACGAACGCGAUCGAGUCCCGCGCGCGAUGGCGCUGGCACCACGUCCCUCGGCGUCGCGGUCCCGAGCCGCGCGCCGUCGCCGCGCGCGGGACGCACCGCACGGCUGCGUCCCUCGCCGCCGCGGACGCGGCCGCGAACGAGCGAGAGAGCCCGGGGAAGGUCAAGAAGGAGAUGGACGCGUGCUUCGACGUCGUCGAGCGCAUGGGAAGAGGCGCGGUGUACCUGGGCUCCGCGCGCGUGCCCGAGGACCACCCGCACUUCGCGAUGGCGAGAGACCUCGCGAGGGACGUCGCGACGGCGUACGACUGCACGACCUGGAGCGGGCUCGGCGCGGGGAUGAUGGAAGCGGUGACGAGAGGCGGGAUGGAGGCGGGGAAGCCCGUCGCGGGGUUCAUGAUCUUAUUAGAAGCCGGGGGGCAAAGGCAAGCGUCGAGGACGCAUCCGUACCUUCCCCCGGAGGUGUACCACACCGCGAGUUUCUUCUCCGCGAGGAAACACGGCCUCGUGGACGCGGGAAUCAGGGCGAAUAAGACGGACCGGACCGCGUUCUUCGCGCUGCCAGGCGGCGUCGGGACGCUCGAUGAAAUUUUCGAGGUUCUCGCGCUCCUUCAACUGAGACGCAUCGGGAGCGCGCACAAGGUGCCGUUCGUCGUCAUGAACUACGACGGGUGCUUCGACGGGUUGAUAAAGUUCCUCGAAGACGACAUGGUUCGGUACGGCAGCCUGAGAGACAAAGAGCUCGAGCCGCACUGGGUCGUGUGCGACGACAACGCGGCGGCGAUGAAGUACCUCGAGACCUUUUACGCCGACGAGAACUGA